AUGAUACUGCGGAAAGUUUUUACACAAGUUGCGUCGGGUAUCUGUCUUCUCGGGGUAGCUCAUGGCCACAAGUUCUGCGACAAACCACCAGAUGUAAUCACCAACUCACCAGACGAUCUCAUCAUUCGCGCAAACUGCGAAAACUUCAAAAUCAGCGAUGUUAGUUGCCCAAUUAUCCUAUUGCAAAAAGAUGGUUUCCUAACUGCUCAGCCCCAAACAUGCAUCUACCGGCCUCCCGGAGCUCAACUGGUUUCCAUCUCAGCGAGCCAGAACUCAAGCAGCGAGAAACUUGCCGUCUUUGUACCCGAAAAAUAUAACGCAAAGGACGUACAGCAUGCGCUCAUCAUGGUGGCCGGGAAACUAAGCAACGCGGGCCUCUAUUGGGAGAGACUGCGAAACGUGUCGGAAGGACUCGCCGGGACGCGGUUCAAAAGCAGGAACGCUAUUCCCGUUGCGCCGAUUCUCUUUUCCGAUCGAUUUACGCCAGACUUACACGGUGAAGAUGAGCUCUCGUGGGCGAGUCCAGGGGCUUGGAUUGCCGGCCGGACUGCCAACUACCCUCCCACUACGAAUCUCACAUCCAUUGACGCCCUGGAAGCACUCGUUGACGAGUUUUCCAACACGGAAAAGUAUCCUGCCCUUACAAACAUUACAUUCAUAGGACAAAGUGCAGGUGGGCAACUCGUACAGCGAUACGCAGCUGCUGCCAAAGACCCUCCCCCGAACAUACACAUCCGCUAUGUGCAGAACAAUCCCGCAACAUGCAGCUACUUCACAGCCCAGCGGCCCUCCGUAAAAGGCGCUUCUAUCCCAUCCAUCGACUCCUGCAAGAGAUACGACCACUGGCCCUAUGGCUUCACCGGCUUCAAGGGCACAUCUACGGGGCGCAAGACGCCGAGGCAGUAUUUCGAGCAGUACAUCUCGCGGGAUGUCGUUGCGACGGUGGGAUACCUCGACACGAAUCCGUGUAGUGGUGAUCAGGGCUGCCGAGCGGUCAUGCAGGGCGGGCGGAAGCGAAGGAACCGGAAUCUGGUUUGGUAUAGGUAUGUACAUGAGUUGGCGAGGACGGGGGAGGAUCUGCGCGGGUUUCCGGGCAGGUUUGAGGGAUUGCCGGACUGGAGUGGUGGGAGGGUGAGGUUGAGGCUUGCGCUGGCGAGGAACGCGGGGCAUGAGUUUCAGGAUAUUUUUCAGACGGAGGUUGGGCUUUCGGCGCUUUUUGAUGAUGGGAAUGUGAUGGAGGGGUUUAGGCCGGGGAGGAGGGGAAGGGUUGGAUGA
Messenger RNA from Pochonia chlamydosporia 170, 1275 nucleotides. Its product is annotated as transmembrane protein. The record is from RefSeq and is a predicted model, not a curated record. Lineage: Eukaryota; Fungi; Ascomycota; Sordariomycetes; Hypocreales; Clavicipitaceae. The transcript has a single exon. Bases 1 to 1275 code for a protein of 424 amino acids.